Messenger RNA from Musca domestica (house fly), 431 nucleotides. RefSeq lists its product as uncharacterized. The record is from RefSeq and is a predicted model, not a curated record. The transcript has a single exon. Bases 43 to 333 code for a protein of 96 amino acids. NCBI's taxonomy places the organism in Eukaryota, Metazoa, Arthropoda, Insecta, Diptera, Muscidae.
UUUGAACCAGUGAAAUACUUUACAAUCAAUAACUCCUUCAACAUGUCGUCAUCAAAACCAUCGGUCACCUACACCCUCUUCUUGUACCGCGAGGAGCUGCAACGCCGUGAAGCCAGACAUUUACGUUUGAAUAAGACAAAAUUCUUGCUUACCGAUGAGCUGAUAUCGACGAGUGUAAGAAAUUUACAACAAUGUUCCAGAGCCGAUUUGAGAGCGAUUUCCCGUGAACUGCUGUUCAAAAAGAAACUGCAACGCAACAUUCGCCGCAUACACAAAUUGGAGAAGUUGGGCAUUCAAAACGCCGACCCGAAGUCACAGACAACGAAACUUUAAGUUUUUUUAUUAUUUUUAGUUUUAGAUUAUUUAUAUAGAUUUUAAAAAUGUUGAUAAUUUAUUUAGGAAUGUAGUUUUAAGAUUGUUUUGAGAAAUAA